Rotaria sp. Silwood2 is the source of this 3249-nucleotide messenger RNA. NCBI's taxonomy places the organism in Eukaryota, Metazoa, Rotifera, Eurotatoria, Philodinida, Philodinidae. The record is from the annotation of a GenBank genome assembly.
AUGGAUUUAAGUGACGAAAAAAAUUUUACCAAAGGUAUGUAUUGUUCUUCGACGUUUGAUACCUUCCUAUGUGAUGAACGACUCUGUUAUCCAUGGUUUACACCUUGUGGAGAUGGCGAAUGUGUCAUGUUAACAUACUUGUUCGAGCAUAGCACUUCGACUGAUUGGAGUUGUGCGAAUAUGCGAGAACGAAAUUAUUAUUGCGAAAUUACUACUGCUAGACAAUUGUGGACAAUGCCAAACGGAAUGUGCUAUCCAUUUCCAGACUACGAUGAUUCGAAUGAUUUGAAUAAUCCGAACUUAACUCAGUCGGAAAAAUGUAUCUAUCUGGUUAAGUGUGCUUUGUCACGUGGCUUUGAACGCGACUGUCCGUGUAAUCAAGAAAAUUGUUCGAUACUGAUGAAAGAAAUUUGCAAACAAGAUUACGUUAUCUAUCCUGUCGGUGCUUUAUAUGCACCUCACCUUUUCCAUCAAUACAAAAUUGAUCGUGAUUGGCACGCGAUUGUACCAGACUUGGCUAGAAUGAAUGGAUGCAUCCAAUGCCGCGGCUAUCGUGUAUGUCAUUCGAUGUUGCACAAUAUCACAUUCUUCCAUCAGUUAUUUCGUGCAGCUGAUGUGAUCGCUUGUAAAUAUGUCCAAUACAUGAAUAAUACAUCGAUAAUACAAAAGGACAAAUAUUGUUGGAAUGAUUCGCGAACAUUCAAUGGUUAUCCUUAUAAAAUAGCUGAUGUUUGUAAUAUAUCGAAAGAAUGUAUUUCCAAAUAUCGACUUUUGGACCAAGCUGCAAACUGUAUGGAUGCAAUGGAUGAGAAAGUCGUCGAUUAUAAAUGUGACGUUAAUAUUAGAAAGCAUCGUUUUCAAUGUUCAUCGAGUGAUUCAAAGUGUUUGCCUGUGUGGCGCUUGGGAAAUAGAGAAAAGGAUUGUUUUGAUAAUUUCGAUGAAUUCCUCUAUGGAUCGAGUUAUCCACUGAAUCGAAUCGAUUGUAAACAAUCGAAUGAUGUCGGUUGUCAGAGACUUCGGAUGUACAUUAGUCAAUCUUCAUCAAUGAAGACAAAUGAAUCUUUACUGAAUUUCCCAGAUGAACCCGUGUCUUCAGUUCAAAUUCCGUUUCAUUAUUUUUGCAAUAGCUACUGGGAUCUUUCGUCGAAAAUCGACGAGUCACCAACGUACUGUCAACAAUGGAUUUGUUCAACAGGCGAUUUUCAAUGUAAAACUGGUCAAUGCAUAUCGAUCGAUCAUGUUUGUGAUGGAGAAAUCGAUUGCUCUGAUGGUUCAGAUGAACAAGCUAUUUUUGUUCUGAUCGAUCAUAUGUCGGAACAUAAUCGUCAACUAGGCAGUAAUUUAUUAACGAAAAUCGAACAAUGUCACAAGAUGUACGAUCAUAAACAACCAUUCGAUGAAUUUUGUGAUUUUCAAUAUGAAUUUCCUUGUCUUUUAAACAAUGUGACUGAUCCGACGGAUCUAUUUACGAAUCGGCCGUGUAUUAAUCUAACUCAGAUCGGUGAUGGCACUGCCAAUUGUUAUGGUGCACUUGACGAAUUGAAUACGUUUGAAGAUUGUGAGGGAAAUAUGAAAGGAUUUGGUUUUCGUUGCAAUAGUUCAUGGGCAUUGUCUCCAUGUAAGGCUUAUACACAUCUUUGCGAAACUCGUUGUAAAGAUCGCGAUGACCAACCAAUUUGUUUUUAUCGCUCAACAAUUGGAAAUUGCAGUGCUCCGACAGAUGUUACAUGUCUAAAUGGAACACAAUGCAUUAAAGGAGGUCGAUGCGAUGGUUCAUUAGAUUGUCCGUACGGUGAAGAUGAAUUUUGGUGUCCUAGAACUGUUGGUAAUUUUGAAAAGUCACACUAUCGACAAAUAAAACAUCGAAACAAUAUAGAUAGAACAUUUGAUCUUCACAUUCCAUUCUAUCCACAAUUGCAUCGUUUACCAAUCGGUUUUCAACGUUUUCAAACAACUAUUCGAACCAAGAAAUUUGGUCGAACAGUUCUAGAAUAUAAAUCAAUUAUGCGCGAUAGUUUUUGGUGUAAUCGAGGUGUUGCUGUCCAUGUCAAUGAUACUAUCGAAUGUUUUUGUCCACCGACGUACUAUGGAAAGCGAUGUGAAUAUUUCAGUGAUCGAAUCACCGUUGUAACGCAUCUCGAUCUUUUGCAUUUUCAAUCUGAUAUUGCUACGAAAAACGACAUGAAUGUCGUCAUCAAGAUUGUAGCUACUCUUCGUCACAAAUACAAUAUUCUUGACUGGCAUGAAUUUCACGUACAAUCGCUAAUUGAAAGAAAUGAAUCUGUCAAACAUAAAUUUCACCUGUUGUAUAGUCGUAGUCAAUUACAUUUGAAAGAAAAACAAAAACGACAAGCAUCUCGGCAACAGAUUCUCCAUGAACAUCCAUAUUCAAUUCGCUUCGAAGCAUUUGAAUUACGAAAAAAUCAGAUAAUUGUCGAGUUAGGAGCUUGGCAUUAUCCGAUAAAUUUUGAUUUCUUACCAUCCUUUCGCUUUGCCACUAUUUUACGAUUUCCUAACGAUUAUACUAAUGCUUCCAUUGAUUCAUGUCGCAAGCAUCGCUGCCAACGCAAUUCAAUCUGUCGACCAUUAUUCUCGACGAAGGAUUCGUAUUAUUGCUCAUGCAAACAAGGAUACUACGGUCAAUAUUGCCAAUCUUACAAUAACCAAUGUUUGGUAUAUUGUUCCCCAUUAUCGAUAUGCAAAAGUGAUUACUUGAUUCAAAGUCACGGACUAGAACAACCGUUGUGUAUCUGUCCACGUGAUCGGUACGGACCACGGUGUCAUCUUCGUCUUGAUUCAAUUUGUUCGAGCGAUCGCUGUCAAAAUAAUGGCACCUGUUUGUAUACAUACGAUUGGAGUGGUGAAACACAAUAUCAUUGUGUUUGCCAAGAUCGUUUCUAUGGAAAUGUAUGUGACCUUGAAAAAGUUCCUAUUAAUAUACGACUGAAUACGACAGAAAACGUUCGGGCAACGACCAUUCAGUUUUAUGAAAUCAAUAGACAAUCUUUUCAGCUUAAUAUUGCUCAUCAAGCCGUUCAAUCGGGUCUUGCUGAAUUUCUCUACUAUAAGUACAUCGGUGAAGUUGUACCACCACUUUGUUUGCUGAAAUUUUACGACGAUCUGUUUUCGUUUCGAUAUUUCAUCGGUUACUUUCGACUCUCUGUUAAUAUGAUCAGCAUAACAAGCAAUCCAUUGUUUUGUCCUAAAGCGAACACGUAUAUUCAGAAAUUGAACGCAAGUAAGUGUUGA